Molecule: messenger RNA, 345 nt
Organism: Scheffersomyces amazonensis
Lineage: Eukaryota; Fungi; Ascomycota; Pichiomycetes; Serinales; Debaryomycetaceae
Exons: 1
Coding region: 1-345 (114 amino acids)
Source: RefSeq, a predicted model, not a curated record
AUGUAUCAAGACCAAUCGGAGUAUUUAUAUUUACCGGAGGAAGUAGGAGUCACCAAUCUAAGUCCGAUAAGUAAAAGUAUAGCAAUGAUGGGAGUAUUUGUGCAUGUUUCGAAUCUUUUUUUUUCUCAUUGUUAUAUAGUUAUGAUACGAUAUUAUAAUUCUCAGUUCAAAAGGAUAUUUUCUAUCAAGUCAUUUCUUUUCUUUUCUUUCCUUUCCCUUUUAGAAUUAACUAUAAUUAUUAUUAUUUUCGGUUAUCAAAGUUUCUCAGUCAUAAUUAAUCCACACGAUUGGACUGGAUCAGAGGAACAUGUCAGUUUUGUAAUAUCCGGGGAAAUAUUUGAAUAG